AUGUACGAAGAACGGUUCAUCAUCAUUGGUGGGAUUGGAGCUGGAAAAAGCACAACUGGAAACAUAAUACUGGGGAGAAAAGCGUUUGAUGCAAAUACAAUGAGUGAUCGAGUAACAAAAGAGCCAGCCACUGAAAGCGCUACCCGGUUUAAUAGAAAAGUGUCUGUUGUUGAUACCCCUGGAUUUGAUGCUUCAAACAGAAUCUUUAACGAGAACAUUCUAAGAAAACUAACAUCGCACUGCUCAUUGCGCUACAGAGCAAUUAUUUUAGUUUUAAGAAUACAAGAGUUUGAGACUAAUGAAAAAAUUGUUACCUUCCUUAACGACGUACUACCUAAAGAUGCAUAUGAGCACCUUAUCAUUAUAUUCUCAAAUAUUGCUGCUUUAGAAAAAAAUGACGAAACUAUUGAGGGAAAUUUGGAAAGCUAUCCUGAGAGUUCAUCACUACAUCAACUUCUUGCGAGAAUAAAUCACCGAUAUGUGGGACUUAAAUAUUAUUCUGAAAUUAACAGAGAAAACACAGAAAAAAUCGCAAGCAAAAUUCUUAAAUGGAUUGACACUCUUCCAACCUUACCAAUAUGUUUAUGUUUUUCGAUUUGUGCAAAGGAGCAGCCAGUAAUAAAAAAAGAAGAUAACCAAGUCCCUGAUAAAAACGAGCUGCGACUCAUAUUAAUUGGGAAAACAGGAGUUGGAAAAAGUUCUACCGGAAAUUCGAUACUUGAGGAGGCAGCAUUUCCCUCCAAAACUGGACCACGAUCUACAACUAAAGUCACUUCAUUCAGAAGUAAAUUCCGCUUUGACAGAUACUUAGUUGUAGUUGAUACACCUGGUUUAAAUGAAUUCAAUAAUGUAAGCAAUGCGAAACAAAGGGAACGCGAAAUAACUUCUGAAGUUACUAAAUCUUUAAUGAUCACAUCUCCUGGCCCACACGCAUUCAUACUAGUUAUGGAGCCCGGAAGAUUCACCCCUGAAGACCAAGAAACUAUAUCAUGCUACAGAACAGUAUUUGGUGAAGAAUUUGAAAAGUAUGCUGUUGUACUUUUUACAAACAAAGAUCGACUUGAGAAAGAAGACAUUUCGAUUGACGAUUGGGUAAGGGAACUCGAACCUGGAAGCAAUUUAAAAGAAUUAAUCGAAAAGGCCAAUAAUCGUUAUUUAAUUAUGGAUUACAACAAAAAACGUCUAUGGGAACAGCGUGAUGACGUUAAAAAGCUCCUCAAUAUUAUCAAAAGUAUGGAUAACAAAAUACCUUUCUACAAAACAAAAUAUAGCGAGAAAACGGAGAUAGUAUUUAAUAAUAUACUGAAAGAAUUUCAGAAGCAAAAGUACUUUCAAAAUGGUGUUUAUGUGAAUCCAAGAGACGAAGCAAGAAAAGUGAUACUGAAAACAUACUCUACAGAAAAAAUUCAGGCUUUUCACGACGAAGAUUCAUCUCUGUCAUCCUACAUUCUUGGAAUAAUUGCAGCAGUAGGCGCAUAUUCCCUUUAUCUAGUAGUUUUAGUAUAGCUAGUAAACUACA
Saccostrea cuccullata (small rock oyster) is the source of this 1519-nucleotide messenger RNA. RefSeq names its product GTPase IMAP family member 8-like. The record is from RefSeq and is a predicted model, not a curated record. Gene Ontology annotation, molecular function: GTP binding. The coding region runs from base 1 to 1506 and encodes 501 amino acids. The transcript has 3 exons. NCBI's taxonomy places the organism in Eukaryota, Metazoa, Mollusca, Bivalvia, Ostreida, Ostreidae.